Molecule: messenger RNA, 1819 nt
Organism: Zingiber officinale
Lineage: Eukaryota; Viridiplantae; Streptophyta; Magnoliopsida; Zingiberales; Zingiberaceae
Product: beta-glucosidase 22-like
Exons: 13
Coding region: 141-1709 (522 amino acids)
Biological process (GO): carbohydrate metabolic process
Molecular function (GO): beta-glucosidase activity
Source: RefSeq, a predicted model, not a curated record
GUGGCGUACAUUUCACUGGCUUCCGUCUCGCGUUACCCUUCUGUUGUCGAUGUAUAUGGUUUCUGCGACUGUGCGUCUGGUGCUCAAGCGUUAGAUAGCGGAGGUCGCCGUGUAGAGAGAAACGAGGAGAGAGCGCAGCGAUGGGGAAAGAAGGGACCUUCUCGACCUCCUCCUUCUUGACGGCGAUCCUCUUGCUAUCGCUGCAAAAUUACGGCUGGGGGCUGCCGCUAGUGACUGAGCCGGCCAGCUUGAGCAGGGGAGAUUUCCCGCUGAAUUUCAUCUUCGGAGCUGGCACUUCGGCUUAUCAGGUGGAGGGUGCUGUGGCAGAGGAUGGAAGGACUCCAUCCAUUUGGGAUAAUUUCACCCAUCAAGGACGAAUGAUGGACAAAAGUACAGCAGAUGUAGCUUCAGAUGGGUAUCACAAAUAUAAGGAAGAUGUGAAGCUGAUGGCUGAAUUGGGAUUGGACUCCUACAGAUUCUCCAUCUCUUGGUCAAGACUUCUUCCGAAUGGAAGAGGAUUUGUGAAUCCUAAAGGUCUGCAGUUCUACAACAACUUCAUCGAUGAGCUAGUGAAAUAUGGGAUCCAGCCUCAUAUUACACUAUACCACCUCGAACAUCCCCAAGUGCUAGAAGAGGAGUACUCGGGAUUACUGAGCCCACUCUUUGUGGAGGAUUUCACUGCAUUUGCUGAUGUGUGCUUCAGAAACUUUGGUGAUCGAGUUCGAAGAUGGACUACAUUUGCUGAGCCCAACAUCAAUGCAUUAGGUGGAUUUGAUAUAGCAGGCAUUGCACCCGGUCGAUGCUCGUCUCCAUUCGGAGCAAAUUGCAAGGCUGGCAAUUCUACAACAGAGCCUUACAUUGUGGCUCACCAUUUUCUGUUAGCCCAUGCAUCCGUAGUGAAGCUCUACAAAAGCAAGUAUCAGGCAGUACAGAAAGGCUGGAUGGGUAUCAACGUUUACACUUUCUGGUUUUAUCCAGACACAAACUCUUCUGCAGACAUUGCAGCAACCCAAAGAACAAUCGACUUCUACGUCGGUUGGAUACUUAAUCCUUUGGUGAAUGGAGAUUAUCCUGAAACAAUGAAGAAGAAUGCUGGCUCCAGGCUCCCCUCCUUCACUGGCAACCAAUCUCAACUAGUAAAGGGCUCCUUCGACUACAUUGGCAUCAAUCACUAUUCUUCAAUCUAUGUCAAAGACAACCCCAAUUCUUUGAAAAUGAAACUUCGCGACUUCAGUUUCGAUGCUGCAUCCGACAUUUCAAGUUUGAGGAAUGCAACGCCCGGUCAAUUUGACCCCACAAAGGCUGCGCCGAUCGAUUCUCAAGGGAUGCAAUACAUAUUGCAAUAUAUCAGGGACACUUACGGCAAUCAUCCUAUCUUUGUCGAAGAAAAUGGUUAUGGAAUAGGAUUGAAAGAGAGUGGACUCAACGAUACUGACAGGAUCAAUUACCUGACUCUCUUCAUUAGUGGCGUGCUCGAUGCUAUCAGGAAUGGAGUAAAUGUGAGAGGCUACUUCGUUUGGUCAUUAAUGGAUGUGUUUGAGGUGUUGACGGGGUAUCAAUCUCGGUGUGGAUUGUACCAUGUCGACUUCGAGGACGCGAAUAAGACAAGGACUCCAAAGCUCUCUGCUCACUGGUACGCUGAACUUCUCAAGAAGGAUGAUAAAAUCAAUACGAAAACAAAUGAGACUGCUGCUCUGGAUAGAAAUUGAUUAGACGUUUAUGUUUACGUUGCAAAUAAAUGAGAGUUCCUAUGGAGUUCAUGGAAUAUCAUACAAACAAUGAAUAUGUUUAAUGCAUUUUAUAUACUUGUGGUUGUGUA